GCUGCUCCUGGCUCACAGCGCUCCGGGCGAGGAGAGCGGGCGGACGCCGGGGGCUGGGCCGGUGCGGGCGGCGAGGCAGGCGGAGGAGGCGCAGAGACAGCGGGGCGGCGUCGGGGCCGCGGCCUCUCCCUUCCCGCGCCCCUCGCGUCGGGUCCCCGCGCCCAGGGCGCACGGUGGAGAGGGACGCGGCGGAGCCGGCCGGCAGCCAUGGAACCGGCCCCCUCCGCGGGCGCCGAGCUGCAGCCCCCGCUCUUCGCCAACGCCUCGGACGCCUUCCCCAGCGCCUUCCCCAGCGCUGGCGCCAAUGCGUCGGGGCCGCCAGGCGCGCGGAGCGCCUCGUCCCUCGCCCUGGCAAUCGCCAUCACUGCGCUCUACUCGGCCGUGUGCGCCGUGGGGCUGCUGGGCAACGUGCUCGUCAUGUUCGGCAUCGUCCGGUACACUAAGAUGAAGACGGCCACCAACAUCUACAUCUUCAACCUGGCCUUGGCCGAUGCGCUGGCCACCAGCACGCUGCCUUUCCAGAGUGCCAAGUACCUGAUGGAGACGUGGCCCUUCGGCGAGCUGCUGUGCAAGGCUGUGCUCUCCAUUGACUACUACAAUAUGUUCACCAGCAUCUUCACGCUCACCAUGAUGAGUGUUGACCGCUACAUCGCCGUCUGCCACCCUGUCAAGGCCCUGGACUUCCGCACGCCUGCCAAGGCCAAGCUGAUCAACAUCUGUAUCUGGGUCCUGGCCUCAGGCGUUGGCGUGCCCAUCAUGGUCAUGGCUGUGACCCGUCCCCGGGACGGGGCAGUGGUGUGCAUGCUCCAGUUCCCCAGCCCCAGCUGGUACUGGGACACGGUGACCAAGAUCUGCGUGUUCCUCUUCGCCUUCGUGGUGCCCAUCCUCAUCAUCACCGUGUGCUACGGCCUCAUGCUGCUGCGCCUGCGCAGUGUGCGCCUGCUGUCGGGCUCCAAGGAGAAGGACCGCAGCCUGCGGCGCAUCACGCGCAUGGUGCUGGUGGUGGUGGGCGCCUUCGUGGUGUGUUGGGCGCCCAUCCACAUCUUCGUCAUCGUCUGGAUGCUGGUGGACAUCGACCGGCGCGACCCGCUGGUGGUGGCCGCGCUGCACCUGUGCAUCGCGCUGGGCUACGCCAAUAGCAGCCUCAACCCCGUGCUCUACGCCUUCCUCGACGAGAACUUCAAGCGCUGCUUCCGCCAGCUCUGCCGCAAGCCCUGCGGCCGCCCGGACCCCGGCAGCUUCAGCCGCGCCCGCGAAGCCACGGCCCGGGAGCGGGUCACCGCCUGCACCCCGUCCGAUGGUCCCGGCGGUGGCGCCGCCGCCUGAUCAGACCAUCCGGCCCCCAGCGCGCCCCUCCCUAUGACCCGGCGGCCACAUGCGUCCCAGUGGGAGGCGCGAGCCAUGACGGGGAAUGGGGCAGUGGAAGGUCGGAGGUUUGGGACCCCCAGAUGGGGCCUCUGUUUCGGAGACGGGACCGGGCCGCUAGAUGGGCAUGGGGUGGGCCUCUGGUUUGGGGCAAGGCAGAGGACAGAUCAGUGGCGCAGUGCCUCUGGGCUGGGUGCCCCGUUCACGACUCUAGGUGGGGUGGGAAAGCCAGUGACUCCAGGGGAGGAGCGGGACCUGUGGCUCCAGACCUGAGUCCUUAAACAGGGGAUCUCCAGGAAAGGCGAGGCUUCAACCUUGAGACAGCUUCGGUUUCUAACUUGGAGCCGGAGUUGGGGGUCCGGGCCUAGGACCCAGGAAGGGCAGUGGUGGGGACAGUUGCUUGAAAACUGAGCUGCAAGACUGGGCCUCUGUGUGGUAGGGAGGAGCCUCCUGUGAGGGGAGACCCAGAGACUGGACAGCUGGAUGUGGCUACAGCUAAAGAGUUGGUCACCAGAUAGAGGGCCUGUGCAAAGGGCCUGUGGCCUCAACUUCGGAUACUGGAUACAGUCCCAGCCCUGAGUUCUAGCAAGGGGCAAGGCUCGCUGAGGUCCAGGUCCGGCUUGACACCUUUAUAAAUAGAAUAUAAAAGACUGAGGGGCCAGUCGUGGUGGCUCAAGCCUGUAAUCCCAGCACUUUGGGAGGCCGAGGCGGGUGGAUGGACAUGAGCCCAGGAGUUCGAGACUAGUCUGGGCAACAUGGGAGACCCUGUCUCUACAAAAAAUACAAAAUUAGCCAGGCAUGAUGGUGCGCACCUGCAGGCCUAGCUCCUUGGAAGGUGAGAGGAUCGCUUGAUCCCAGGAGUUUGAAGCUGCAGUGAGCUAUGGUGGUAUCACUGCACUCCAGCCUGGGGGACAGAGUAAGACCCUGUCUCUAACAAAAGAGAGAGAGGGUGAAUGAGGGAAGAAGAGAUAGGAAGAGAGAGAAACAAUAUACCUUUUAUCUCUGACAGUCAUGUAUUUCCUUGGAAUGGGCAGGAAUGCCUCAGAAUCGAAGUGGCCACAGUGGGGCUUGGGACAGGACAGCAGAGCGGGGGGCAGCCACUCCAGGAUAGGGUAAUAAGACAGGACCUUGGUUGGGGUAGGGUCCCCAGAACUGAGUACUAAUGGGGGCCCAGAGGCUUGGGAAGGAGAAGGCUUCCAAAACCAGUUCGAAAACCCAGGCCUGGAGUGGACCUCCGUGCCAAGGGGUGGUGGUGGGUGGGUGGAGGAAGAGAGGUGGGCUCCUGCUUCAAGGUUAGGACUUCCAGUGGAAGGUGGAUGCUUUCUGUGGGUCCCCAGGGUCCUAGUUUCUCUGGCCCAGAUACUGGAGGACAGAGGACCACCUACUUAGAUCCCGUGGAUGGUAAGUGGUGCCUGGGACUCUUGGGGGCAGGGGGCGGGGGGCAGUUGGCACUUGGUGCUGGGUCCUGGGCCCUGAUAAGAACCUGGAUGAAAUCCUCUUCCAUUCUCCCAACAUCUGGCUGCACCCAUGUGUCUGGUGUCAAUGACUCCAGUGAACUGGAACUGCCCAUAUAGGGACCUGACCUUGGAGGAACUGGAGGGAGAAGCUUUUGUAACUGCAAUGCCAGCAUCAAUGUGUGUCCCCCUCUGCCUUUCCCCCCAGGCUCCCCAGGUCCCCCACCUGCUCCAGCCCAGCUGCCCCCUUCACGCUACUGAGAGUGGCAUCCACCUGGAGUUGGGUGUAGAAGUUUUUCUUUUUAUCGGUUCGGCAUUUUAUUCAGGCACUCCUGGAUCUUUGCUUCCCAGAAUAUCAGUGUCUGUCCUUGUUCUCUGUACCUCCCCCGUGCCUCAUCUCCUCUCCCCCCACUGCUCUCCCCUCCCUCACCGACACUGCCUCAGUAAUGCACCCCUGACUCCCUAUGCACCCCUGACUCCCUAUUGAAGCAGUGUGCUGACAUCCUUGUAAAAACAAAUUUAAUUUUCUUCCUUUUUUGGGACAGAUGGAAAGAAAUUGACGUCUUUGUCUCAAACAAAAGAAAAAAGAAAAAGAAACAAUAUACUUCUUUUCCUUUUGACAGCCAUGUCUUUGGAACAAAAGCUGGGAGGCUGUCACUCCAGCAGGGACUGAAUAGCAUGCAGGGGGCUGGGGUCUUAGGCACCAAGAGGGGCUUUGGGCACAUUAGGGGGAAGGGAUGCUCUUGGAGGGCAAAGCACAGCCCCCUUCUCAGGGUGAGGCUCCCAGCAGCCCCAGACCCGGGGAUGUGCCUCCUUUGGGAAAUGGCUCCCCCGGGUCCUGGAAAGAUGUGGGGCCGUGUCCAGCACUCACAUCCAGCCUGCCAAGCCACUGUGACCUGGGGUCCCAAGCCACCUAGAUCACUCUCACUACCCUGUGACCACAGAGAGCCCUGCGUCUGAGGGUGGGAGGUCGUCAGCAUGGCAGGAGACACUUCUCCUCAUCAGGGGCUCCUCUUAUGAAUGCUUUGGGGGUAUGGCAGAAAAAGGGGACAAUCUAGGAACUGGGGAAGACUCCUGAAGGAGGUGACAUUGGAGCCAGCCUGUUUACUGUCCCUGCAGGAACUGUGUCCCCUCCCAGGAUAGGCCUGUUUCAAGGCUGCUUGAAGCCCACUCACUGCCAUCUCCUGUGUCUGUAACAGAUCUGGCUGUUUUUUGCCCCUUCUGUUAUAUAAAUCUGUCCUGGGGUCAGCAGGGCCUGGGUCCAGACCACGUGUGUUUAAGGUAGUGCAAACUUGUAUUGAAAUCUACUUCCUGCCAAGCAUGCAUUCUGGGCAUCAGGACUCAGAAAUGAGUCAGCCUUGGCCCUGCCCUCAGAAAGCCUGAACCAGUGUUGGGAGAUAAAGCCUCAACAGAUGAUUGCACCUCAGUGUGAUGAGUGCAGUGACAGGGAGCCCCAGGGAGGGCAUCACGGGGAAGUGCCUUUUCUAGCUUUUCACUAAAACACAUGUUUGUAGCAAUUCUGUAAGAGGUGGAAAAGGGUCAGGGGCCCUGAAGGAUGAAUAGGAGUUGGCCACCAAGAAGAGGAAAUAGCGUGUGCGGAGGCAUGGGGAUGUUUAAAUGCUUGGCAAACCCAACAAAUGGGGUGCAGCUGGAGCAUGGGGCUUAACUAAGCUCUUCUGUGUGCCAGGCUCUCUGCCAGGUGUCUUGUGUGCAUCAGCCCACCUGAUCCUCAGGACAGCCUCGUGAGGAAGUAGUGUUAUCCCCGUUGAGGACAAAGAGAGCUGAGGCUGAGAGAGGUCAGGCUACUUGCUCCUAAGUCACAGCGCCUGUUCGUAGUGGCAGAACUUGGGUCUCUGGAAUUCCAGGGUCCACGUUUCCGGUUAAUUCCAGGCAUCAGUGAAGUAGAAAGGCCUUAGAAGCUGGAACCCCAGAAUGAGGUUUUUGAAGACCUGAAACCACAUGGAAAAAUCUAAAGGAAACGGGCAAUUUUCCAUGAACUCUUGUUCCUCCUGAAGCUCUCCAAAUCUUCACGUUUCAGAAUGUGCUGUGCAUGGUGCAUUUGAAAGCUCUAAAUUGACAGUGUAAUUCUAGAUCGUCACAGGGUUCUCAGAACUGCAGAGUAGCUCUGGUUCCCCCAAAAUUUCCAUUUCUCUCCCUCCAGGAGGAGGGAGGGACGUUUUUGCCCCUGAUUUCAAAAUGUCCUACUGUUUCAGAUCUCUUCUUCUUCAUCAUCUUUUUUUUUUUUUUUUUUUUGAGCCAGUGUCUUGCUCUGUUGCCCAGUCUGGAGUGCAAGUGCAGUGGUGCAAUCAUAGCUUACUGCAGUCUCAAACUCCUGGGCUCAAGUGAUCCUCUCACCUCAGCCUCCUGAGUAUCUGGGAUGACGGGUGUGUGAUACCAUGCUCAGCAAUUUUCUUUUUAUUUUUAUUCAUUCAUUUUGUUUGGGGUUUUUUCUGAGACAGGGUCUCCCUCUGUCGCAUAGGCUGGAGUGUAGUGGCACCAUCUCGGCUCAUUGCAACCUCUGCCUCCUGGGUUCAAGUGAUCCUCCCGCCUCAGCCUCCUGAGUAGCUGGGAUUACUGGUAUGCACCACCACAGCCCAGCUAAUAUUUGUAUUUUUAGUAGAGACGGGGUUUCACCAUUUGGCCAAGCUGGUCUCGAACUCCUGACCUCAGGGGAUCUGCCCGCCUCAGCUUCCCAAAGUGCUGGGAUUACAGGCGUGAGCCACCGAGCCCAGCCAAUUUUUUUUUUUUUUAAUAGAGACCAGAGUGUCUCUGUGUUGCCCAGACUGGUCUUGAACUUCUGUCCUCAAGCAAUUCUCCUGCCUUGGCCUCCCAAAGUACUGGGUUUACAGGUGUGAGCCACUGUGCCCAGCUCUCAUACCUCGUCUUGAUGCAGUAGAAGUAGUGGUUAAGGCUGGAAUCAGAUCUUGGCUUUCCCUCUCUGAGCCUCAGUUUCCUCAUCUGUACAGUAGGCUUCCUUCCUGGGUGGUUGUGAGGAUUUAAUGUAUGUGUAGGGAUAAGGCCCAGAACAUAAGUCAACUCUAAGUACAUGGUAAGUGGCAGUUACUGCUUAUGAGUGGAGCCAGCGUUCAGGGUCAGAGCUAGAGGCCUACAGGGGAGAGUAGAUGAGCUGCCAGGGCUAGCGAUGGAGAGAGAAGAGACUGGAGAUCCAGCUUGGGGAUCCCCUUGCUUCCUGGUUCAGGAGCCACCAUGGAGAGUGAGAAGCUGCCAGAGAAGCAGGAGGAGGAUGGAGAGAAUGUGCUACCAUGGAAACUGGAGGAGGAGGGCGUUCCCAGGGGGAGGGAGUGAUGGAUAAUGUCAAGUGUCAUAAGAGAGGAUGGGAGUAGGGAGGGCAGGAGGGUGAUGGUAGCUCACCAAUUUAGUUUUUUACAUGGCCCAGGCAGCCCCCAAGCCUGGAUCAAAUCCCAGCUCUCAAGCUAACUGGCUGUGUGACCUAGACAAGGGAUUUGCCCUCUCUGAGCUUCGGUUUCCUUCUAGAGUUGAGAUGUGGGAAUUGGUCCAUCUCUAAUAUGAUCGUCAGUCUCACUUAAUGAGUCCUAGCUUUGCCGAAUUCUUGGCCACGUGCUAGCAGUGUGACCUUAGGCAAGUCGCCUCCAUGAGCAGUCUCUGAAAGCUAGAGAUAUGGUGAGCAAAGUGCCACCAAAGUGCCUGGCACAUAGUGGGGCCUCGAUACGGGAUUAUUCUCUGAUAAUUACACGGGGGCCAGAGGCAGCUGCUCUAAGGAGGCUUGCUGGGCUUGGAAUUAGAAAUGCUCCUCAAGGGCCGGGCGCAGUGGCUCACGCCUGUAAUCCCAGCACUUCGGGAGGCCAAGGCGGGCAGAUCAUGAGGUCAGGAGUUCAACACCAGCCUGACCAACAUGGUGAAACCCCGUCUCUACUAAAAACACAAAAAUCAGCCAGGCGUGGUGGCGUGCACCUGUAAUCCCAGCUACUCAGGAGGCUGAGGCAGGAGAAUCGCUUGAACCCAGGAAGCGGAGCUUGUAGUGAGCCAAGAUCUUGCCACUGUACUCCAGCCUGGGUGACAGAGCAAGACUCCGUCUAAAAAAAAAAAGAUUAAAAAUAAAUGCUUCUCAAGUUGGAGAGGGCCCACUAGCAUCCUGAGAGGACCUGGAAGAACAACAGUCCAGGCUGGGCACCUGCUGGGUCUCUGUCCAAAGGCCAGCCCUGUCUUUGUGUCAGCGGCAGAUCCCUCACCUGGGGCGUGACUACUGGCUGCCAGCUCCCACUAACACCUGCUGCAGAUCCAGACUGAAGCCGGCCCCAGCGGCCCCAAAGCCCCUAGGAAGUGACCACCCCCCAUCCCUGGCACCCAGAUCCUGGCCCCUGCACUCACACACAAAACACAUACACAUGCCUCUCUUUCAUCAUGUAUUUAUUCCUUUAUUUCUGGGAGCUGGGAGGAGUGACGGGAGCAAAUCAGGACCUGGCCGCCCCACGCCGAGCUGGCAGAUGUUGAGAGCUGGGUGACAGCUGGCUCUGUGGUUCAGGCUGCAGGCAGCUUGGGAAUUCAAAAUGGGGCUUAGAGAGGAGCUGGAGGGUGGACGUAGUGAUGCAGUGGAGCAUGGCGCUGCAAGGUUGCCCGGGUUCUAGUCCCAGCACCAUCACCGGGGAUGAGUUGUUUCAGAGUGUGGCACUGAGAGGCCACUGAGACAUUAUCAAUGGGUAAUGAACAGCACUUCCAUGGCGUAACUCAUUUAAUCUUCACAGCAUGAUGAUGAGGUAGGCGUUAGUAUCAUUACCUCCAUUUUACAGAUGGGGAAACUGAGGCUCAGAGAAGGGACUGACUUGCUCAAGACCACAUGGCUUCUCAGUGAUUGGCCCAGCUAGGAUCCCACCUCUGGUCCUUCAAGGUCCACUUCCUCUGCUUUCCUCCUCCUGCCCCCUGAGAGGAGACGCUCUGAGUAUACCGAGGGCCCUCAGGAGACUCUCACAUCCAGCUUACAGUCACAGGCUGAGCAUUCCCUGUGCUGGGUUCCGCGCCUCAUCAUGUUGGCAGCAGAGGCACGUGCCAGCUGCUCGAAAAACUGCUGUAACCUUGGUAGGGUCCCUCUCCCCAUCCAUUUCCUCCUUGUCUUGGAAGUCCUGCUUGUUUGAUAAUUUUCUGACUGACCGCCAUGUUGUUGCUGUGUGACCUUGGGCAUGUCAUUUCACUCUGAGCCAUUUCUCAAUCAUGGAUGACAGCACGUACCUGGUGAGAAGUUGAGAAGAUUCAGAAAGAGGCUCUGAGUGAAGGACCUUGUCUGUUUUGGUCAUGAAAGUGUUCCCAGGAAAUGCAAAUGGGCACACAGUAGUUAUCUAUUGAGCUAAUGAACAAUGUCCCUGGUGCAUAGUAAGUGCCCACCAAAUGCAGCUUUUUUCAUAUUAUCUAAUGUUUUAGGCCGUGCCUGCACCAACCCAUGCUUCUUUCUUUCUUUCUUUCUUUCUUUUCUUUUCUUUUUUUUUAAGACAGAGUCUCACUCUGUCGCCCAGGCUGAAGUGCAAUGGCGAGAUCUGGGCUCACUGCAACCUCCGCUGCCCGGGUUCAAGCGACUCUCCUGCCUCAGCCUGCUGAGUAGCUGGGAUUACAGGCAUGUGCCCGGCUAAUUUUGUAUUUUUAGUAGAGGCGGGGUUUCGCCAUGUUGGCCAGGCUGGUCUCGAACUCCCGACCUCAAGUGAUCCGCCCACCUCGGCCUCCCAAAGUGCUAGGAUUACAGGCAUGAGCCACCGUGCCCAGCCCAACCCAUGCUUCUUAAUGCUGCAGGUGGGUCUGGAGCAAGGCUUUUCUCUUUUAACCAUCUCCUUGAGUUUCAGAAGGUUGGACAUGGGCUAGAAAGCAGUUCUUAAGAGGGCGUCUCCUCCCCAAGCUCCUUAGCCAUGCUGUCCUCUCCUGCCCUCACCAGGACUGCCCUCUCAGGGACCCAAGAGGAAGGGACAGCCUGGAAAGGAAGAAGGUCCCAGGCCAUCUGCAUCAUGGGGAUGGAGUCCCUUGGUGGGUGCCAGUGCAGAUACACUCCUGUGAUGGGGCUCGUCUAGAAUCUCCUCUUGGAAUGAGGAGACAGCACAUGCGGUUUUGAAUCUUCAUUGUCCACUUCGUUGCUAUGAUGUUGGGCAGGUCUCUGUCCCUCUCUGGGCCUCUGCACCAUGGAGGGUUAGGAGUUGAUGGUUCUGAAGGCUCUGCCAUCCUGGAAAAGAACUGAGACACUUCCCUUGUGUUCCUGGGUCCCAGAAACAGACAUCGAUUGGUAGAAUCGACUGGGCAUUUGCCCACAGACAGGGAAAAGCAUGCCUGGGGGUCUGUAAUAGGAGCUGCCCCAAUUGGGGGCAGGAAGGCGGGCAUUUGAAAAAGGAAGCUUAACUCAAAAGCUUUGUUUUCAGGCUCUUUGCCUACCCCAGGCUCCAUCUUGGUACCAAGGACUCAACCUUCUGAUUUCUCAAUAAAGUGAGCCCUCUUCUCGGUG
This is a messenger RNA of Symphalangus syndactylus (siamang), 9273 nucleotides long. RefSeq names its product opioid receptor delta 1 (gene OPRD1). The record is from RefSeq and is a predicted model, not a curated record. Gene Ontology annotation, cellular component: plasma membrane; neuron projection. Gene Ontology annotation, biological process: neuropeptide signaling pathway; G protein-coupled opioid receptor signaling pathway. NCBI's taxonomy places the organism in Eukaryota, Metazoa, Chordata, Mammalia, Primates, Hylobatidae. Gene Ontology annotation, molecular function: neuropeptide binding; G protein-coupled enkephalin receptor activity.